Aspergillus thermomutatus is the source of this 2811-nucleotide messenger RNA. RefSeq lists its product as uncharacterized. The coding region runs from base 1 to 2811 and encodes 936 amino acids. The transcript has 4 exons. The record is from RefSeq and is a predicted model, not a curated record. Lineage: Eukaryota; Fungi; Ascomycota; Eurotiomycetes; Eurotiales; Aspergillaceae.
AUGGCCAUCCUAGCCUCUGUUGCGCAUCACUUACCGCACCUUGCGAACGACUUUCCUCGCAGCAUUGAUGUUAUAAAUCGACCAGCUACCGACUUCCCAGUUGCCUACUUUUUACGGGACGAUGCGGAGCGUGCUCUACUAAAGAGAUUAGUAAAUGACAUUUGUGAUGGCCAGACGUGCUUUCUGCCCGUAGGUCAGUGCAAAAGUCACGAGCUUCAAUCACUGAGGAUCUUCAUAUCCGAGGAGUCAGUCGAGACGUCGGUCAGCAAGCAUGUCUCCAACAUGUUCCCGGACAAACCUCACUUCCGCAAGAUUAUCUAUUUGCUGCGGGGAUUGCUCGUACACGGCAUUUUGCUUCUCUGCCUGAAGAAGCGAUGGAAUGUCCAAUACGGGCUCCAUCCUACGCGCGACCCUAUGGCCGUCCCAUUCCUUGCCAAGGGCGUGCCGUCCGACCAGGCGGAAUGGGGACAUCCGGAUGUUGCCAUCCUGUUUACAUGCCUUGCAUUUUAUCACCAAGGAAUCAGUCUCAAACAGCUACGUCAGAGUCUCCAGGCGGUGCUCAGAUCUGACGACCCGACUUCGGAAUACGAUCGCUGGACUCAAACAUCAACUGCCUUGCCGGAAUCUUUACGCCAUUGGAACAUCAUAAAUGUCGAUGAUGAAGGCCAGGUUUAUGAGAUUUGGCGGCAUCUUCGUUUCAGGAAAGUGGUGAUCGAUUAUUUCCUCAAAUACUUUGUUUUCCCUAUCCAUGCCAAGCAGUUCACCAUCAAAUUGCAGGCUUCAGGAUGGGACAUCCCGUUGUUUGGGGAAGCCGAACAGUUGAAUGGGGACGACUACCCUGAACACGCUGGAAUUACAACUGGAUUUAGUGGGACAAAUGAUAAUCGACGUCUACUUCCUCUGACUAUAGAGCAACAUGAUCUUCCAGAACUGGCUCACACGAAUGCAGAGGUUCUCACUUAUCUUCUGCAGCCAAGGAAUCGCCAAUACAUGGUAGCUGCCGGUUCCGAUGGCAGACGCCUCUCGGAACAUGAUUUGCUCGACCAUCUUCGACUUAAGAAGAUACGUAUUUUGAUUGAUGCUGGCGCCUACAUCCUCGAGAUGGACAAUCACACAUUAGCCAGGGCUUGGUUACAACAAGAUCAGGAGGCGUUAGCCGCAGUGUAUUUCGGAGCGGACAAUAGACCUUGGGUGCAGUAUCAAACGGGUAAAAUUGCUCCUUUGAUCGCUACCCCCUUCGUGGACAAUAUGGAUCGCUGUCUUGUCUAUCUCGACGAAGCACACACUCGAGGAACAGAUCUCAAACUUCCGCUUGAUGCUCGGGGCGCCUUGACACUUGCUUUGCAUCAAACUAAGGAUCACACGGUACAAGCCGCCAUGAGAUUGCGACAACUAGGCACCACGCAAUCCAUCACUUUUGUCGCACCACCGGAGGUUCAUCAAAGCAUUCUAGACGUGCGAAACAAACAGACCAAUGAUCGUCUUGAUUCAUCGGAUGUCAUUGCAUGGCUACUUCACCAAACUUGCGCCACAAAUAAGGACUUGCUUCCUUUGUACUACGCUCAAGGUGCAGACUUUUGCUACCGCAUGCAAGCUGCCGCAACUUACGAGAGCUUCCUAACUCGCAGAAGCCAUCGGGAAAGAUUUCUCGAGCGCCUGCAGCAGCCUGAACAACAAACCCUUGAACAGCUCUAUGACCCUCAGACCCGAAAGAAUUGCGAGGCGGCGUCAGCUCGGGAGGAGCUAAAACUGCGAGGCGUGCUGAAGACAUUCAUGCGAGACCUCGGGCGAAAUCACGAUCUGAUUCAAGAACAGUACUCCUCCGCUCACACCUCAGCGCUGGAAGAAGUGGAGCAGGAGCGGGAGGUGGCAUAUGAGGUUCAGGAGGAAAGAGAGCUACAGCGACCUCGUCGUAGGAAAGCCCUUACCUUCCCUGGAAUCCAUCCAGCAAUUCUGAGCUUUGUCGACUCCGGUGUAUUGGAAGGCAAAGGGGGCUAUAUCAAGGCAUCACAAAUUCUUCUAUCGACUGAGCUGGCUCUGAAGCACGGACUGAAAGCGCUCUCCAUUGUCUCUCGGCUUUACGCCUCGGAGGAAAUGAUAAGAUCGAUUGAAUUAAGGCGUGGGGAGAGAAAUGACAACUACACGCGUCCUGUCCAUUGGAUCCUCUGGAGUAUGAAGACAGACACUGCUCUCGUCAUAAUCCCGGAAGAAGCGGAAGCCCUGAUCCCCAUCAUCCGCUCUAUGGAGACUCCAUAUGUACAUCUGAUCCUCUACGCCGCGCCGUUCACCAAGAGAAUGUUGCAGUUCAAUCGUUUCAAUUUCUACGCAAUUCCAUGUCUACCGGAGGGCUGGAAUGCCCCUCUCUGGCUCCGUUUUGAGAUCGGUAUACUGGCAGGACGAUUGUACUUCGAGCUUGAUGAAUACCAGGAUUUGCUCGAGCGCCUCCAUGUCGAGCUUGAAGGUAAUUCGCGGCGUACUAAGGACACUACGUUACAUUUUCUACAGGAAUGGCUGGCCCUGCGUCGUCAUGGUCAAGAUAUCUCCCAUACACCAAUGGGCUAUGUGUGCCAGGGGUGGAGAAUUCGCAACGAUCAUCCCUUCUUCUCGACCACGCACAAGGAAGAUGAGAAGAGUGCGACUGAGCUCUUCUCCUCCGCCAAACAUAACCUUGUCACCGCGGUGGAGGAGGUUUUCUACGAUAGCGAUGACGAAGAUGUUGUUAUUCUGGAAGGAGGUGACGACGGUGCAUCAGAUCAUGGCGGAGAAAUAUACAAUUUAGCAGAUGGACUCGAAGGCAUAAAGUUCAACUGA